AUGUCCGCCUUCGCAGAUGGGACGGCAGGCCAACGCGCUCGUGGUGGCGGAAAGCGCAACGGCGGCAGGGCUGCCGCGGCCAAGGGCGGUCCCUCGGGCAGGCAGUCGCAGGAUGCGGAUGGAGGCGACGAGGGGGAUCAUGCCGAGCCGGAAGCUCGUGGUGGCGGAAAGCGCACCGGCGGCAGGGCUGCCGCGACCAAGGGCGGUCCCUCGGGCUCGCAUGAUGCGGAUGGUGGCGACGAGAAGGAUCAUGCCGAGCCGGAAGCUCGUGGUGGCGGCAUACGCAACAGCGGCAGGGCUGCCGCGGCUAAGGGCGGUCCCACGGGCAGGCAGUCGGAGGAUGCAGAUGGUGGCGACGAGGGGGAUCAUGCCAAGCCGGAAGCUCGUGGUGGCGGCAUGCGCAACGGCGGUAGGGCUGCCGCGGCCAAGGCCGGUCCCUCGGGCUCACAGGAUGCGGAUGGUGGCGACGAGAAGGAUCAUGCCGAGCCGGAAGCUCGUGGUGGCGGCAUGCGCAACGGCGGCAGGGCUGCCGCGGCUAAGGGCGGUCCCACGGGCAGGCAGUCGGAGGAUGCAGAUGGUGGCGACGAGGGGGAUCAUGCCAAGCCGGAAGCUCGUGGUGGCGGCAUGCGCAACGGCGGUAGGGCUGCCGCGGCCAAGGCCGGUCCCUCGGGCUCACAGGAUGCGGAUGGUGGCGACGAGAAGGAUCAUGCCGAGCCGGAAGCUCGUGGUGGCGGCAUGCGCAACGGCGGCAGGGCUGCCGCGGCUAAGGGCGGUCCCUCGGGCAGGCAGUCGCAGGAUGCGGAUGGUGGCGACGAGAAGGAUCAUGCCGUGCCUGCAUGCCGUGGCGUUAACGAUCAUGAUGAGGACGAGCCAGCAGCUGUGAAUGAUGGGAAAGGUGGACGUGAAGCUGUGAUUCCCUACCAACGGCGCAAGGCUGUGGAUCCGGGCAGUUGCGACCAUAAGGCGAGACAAGCUCGGCACGGCCCCAAUGUGCACGUUUCGAGCUCGUCUGGUUCCGAGGAAGAUUCGAGUGACAGUGAGUCGGGCAGCUCAUCUGGGAGUGAGGAGGUAUACGAGGACGAGGUUGAGGAGGAGGAGGACGAGGAUGAUGAGGAGUUGGAGCCGGAGAGCGAGGAUGGGGAGGAGGCUCGGCCUUUGAAGAGGAGGAGUGUGCGGAAGCUCAAGAAGGGCAACGCUAAGCAAAAAUCGGAGAGGGGACGGGUGAAGAUCUGUAAACAGAGUGUGCGUCGUGCCAAACCACAUGGCAAGCGCCAGAGACCUCGAUUCGAAGCUAAAAUAGUGGGUGUGCGUAGCAAGGCGAAGCGGGAGUUGAAUUUUUACGAAUCAAUGGGGAUACGAUGUCCAUCAAGCUCUCAUGAACGGCAAGCCGCGGACCCGUACGCUGCGUUACGCGAUCUGAUGGGUUCGGCUGGGAAGGGAGAUCAGAUGGCUUGGGGGUCAGCGCGGUUUGGCAAAGAAGCGACGGACCCGCCCCCCAACCAUAUGGGGGGUCGCGCGGUUCAUGUGAAGAACGAGGGGGCAACGAAGCGGCACGAACCCUCGGUAGCUGCAGCAGCGAAUGACGGUGUGGGAGGAGGUGUGUGGGCGAAUGCCUUGGGCGAAUGUGGCGGCGGUGUGGAAGGCUCCAUGUGGGAUGUACGGGAGAGCAGGGGAGAAGGGGGGGACGAAAAAAUGGAUCCGGCGACUAAGGAGGGGAGGGGAGAGAGCAUGGGCACACCUGGCGCAUCCAGUCGGCCGGAUGUGGCUGGCGGCAGGACUGUGGAGCAGCUCAUGCGAGAGCUUGCCCAGCGGGAUCGCGAAAUCGCUGCACUCAAGGCAAGGCCAGGAUCAAAAGGAGCUGUCAAGCCCUGCACCCCUCCAUCUAGGCCUCCUCCUCUAGCAUCUCUGUCGAGCGGCCCAUCUAUAGGGGGCCUCGAUCCAGACGUGGCGCCAGAAAGCCCAGCGACGGUAGACGUACCGGUCCGUCGAACGCGUGGGAUGCCCAAGCUGCUGAAGAGCCCCUGUUCCUGGUGCUGGUGGUGGUGUGGGUGUCAUGCGGCGGAGGGAAUAGAGGAAGCCGUAUCCGUCAACCCCAUGCGGCCCCCUUUCUGUCCGCCGCUCCUCCCUCCCCUCUCUAUCCCGUCCCUCUCCCUCCUCGUCCAGAGCCACUGUAAAAGAGCUCCUGUUCAUGGUGCUGGUGGUGGGGUGGGUGUCAUGCGGCGGAGUGAUCUUAAAUCGCAGCAAGCUCCUGUUCAUGGUGCUGGUGGUGGGGUGGGUGUCAUGCGGCGGAGUGAUCAGCCCAUGUUCAUGGUGCUGGGGGUGGUGUGGGUGUCAUGCGGCGGAGGGAUAGCUAAGCAUAGCAGUCAUCCUUUAUCUCACUCCCCACUCUCUCCCAUCCCUCCCCUCCCUCUGCGAGAGCCCAUGUUCAUGGUGCUGGGGGUGGUGUGGGUGUCAUGCGGCGGAGGGAUAGCUAAGCAUAGCAGUCAUCCUUCAUCUCACUCCCCUCUCUCUCCCAUCCCUCCCCUCCCUCUGCGAGAGCCCAUGUUCAUGGUGCUGGGUGUGGUUGUGGAAUACAUGUCAUGCGGCGGAGGGAUAGCUAAGCAUAGCAGUCAUCCUUCAUCUCACUCCCCUCUCUCUCCCAUCCCUCCCCUCCCUCUGCGAGAGCCCCUGUUCAUGGUGCUGGGGGUGGUGUGGGUGUCAUGCGGCGGAGGGAAUAGAGGAAGCCAGCUCCUGUUCAUGGUGCUGGUGGUGGGGUGGGUGUCAUGCGGCGGAGUGAUCGCUCACCAUAGCAGCUAUCCUUCCUCUCCCUGCACCCUCUCUCCCAUCCCUCCACCACCUCUUCUAGAGCCCAUGUUCAUGGUGCUGUUGUUGCUUAACGUUGGUUCUUCUCCCACUGUCCCCUUCUCCCGCCCCCCCUUUAAUCUACACCUCUCCCCUUCCCUCCCGCCAUCCCGUUCUCUCCCUCCCUCCAUUUCUCUUCAGCCAUCCCCUUCUAUCCCGCCCUCCAUGUCUCUCCUGCCCUCCCCCUCUCCCCUGCCCUCCCCUUCUCUCCUGCCCUCCCCUUCUCUCCCGCCCUUCCCUGCUCUACUGCCCUCCAGCCAACCCUCCAUUCAUUCUAUACCGCCCUCCACUUCGUCCAUACCCUUUGGACAACCCCUAAACCAGGUCGUGCAUGAUCUUCGUCCCCGCCUUGUCCUGCGUGCGCGCAGGAGGGAAUCAGCGGGUCAGCUCGUGGGGAAACAGCAGAGACGGGCUCCCGUUUGCCAACGGCCGAUUGACCAGGGCUUGGCAAAGGUUAAGAAGACCGACUGGAACGUCUCGAACUCCCACCGCAAGAACACCGAGUGGAUGACGGGUUUGCACCGAAAUGUGCGGUGGAUUAUCAAGGACCACUUCACACGCCACACCCCCGUGUACAACACAGUCGUGCAGGGCUUCAAGUGGGGCAACCGUGGCCUGUAUGUUCACGAGUCAGGAUUUGAGGCGUUCAAGGGGAAGGCCGUGCCUGACGAGGAGAAGAAGGACUUGAAGGAGGAAGAGCAGGAGGUGUACGACGCGGAGGACUUGAAGACGGAUGACGAGGAGGAUGACGAGGAUCAGGAGGAGGAGGAGGAGGAGGAGGAGGAUGAGGAGGAGGAGGAGGAGGAGGAGGAGGAGGAGGAGGAGGAGGAGGAGGAGGAGGAGGAGGAGGAUGAGGAGGAGGAGGAACAAGGCAUUGGUGGAGACAGCAAGGGGGGCAGCACGCUAGGCAAGAAAGUAGAGUCAGCAUGGGGGGUAGCACGGGCGGCAAAAGCGUGGAGUCAGCAAGGGGGGCAGCAGUAG
This is a messenger RNA of Closterium sp. NIES-65, 3822 nucleotides long. The record is from the annotation of a GenBank genome assembly. Lineage: Eukaryota; Viridiplantae; Streptophyta; Zygnematophyceae; Desmidiales; Closteriaceae.